This is a messenger RNA of Fibroporia radiculosa, 3075 nucleotides long. RefSeq lists its product as uncharacterized. Bases 1 to 3075 code for a protein of 1024 amino acids. Gene Ontology annotation, biological process: nucleotide-excision repair involved in interstrand cross-link repair; double-strand break repair via homologous recombination; resolution of meiotic recombination intermediates. Lineage: Eukaryota; Fungi; Basidiomycota; Agaricomycetes; Polyporales; Fibroporiaceae. Gene Ontology annotation, molecular function: damaged DNA binding; single-stranded DNA endonuclease activity; single-stranded DNA binding. The record is from RefSeq and is a predicted model, not a curated record. Gene Ontology annotation, cellular component: nucleotide-excision repair factor 1 complex. The transcript has 11 exons.
AUGUCGACUCUCUUAUCAUUUCACAAAGAUAUCCUUGAGAAAAUCCAUGAUCCGUCCACCAGCGAACUAAUUCUCCUAGCUCGUGGUCUUGGUCUGCGGAGAAUUGUGUGCAAGUUAUUGCAAAUAUACGAUUCUCCGAAUAACUUGGUCAUUCUGGUGAGCGCGUCACCAGAAGAGGAAUCCGCUAUUGGCGAAGAAUUAGGUAUAUUGGGAUGUAGGAAACCUGGUUUGCGCAUCGUAGGGUUUGAGACGCAUAAGAAGGACAGGUAUGUUAUGUGUAUUCUCCCCGUAUUUUUGAUCCCCGAACAUGCCUGGAGACAGAACCUGUAUAAAAAGGGAGGCUUGAUAUCCAUUACAUCACAGAUCUUGACCGUGGAUAUGCUGUCCUCCGACAUAUCUACUGAGAUGAUCACGGGUAUUGUGCUGUUGCACGCCGAGAAGGUGACCCCGACCUCGGCAGAGGCUUUUAUUGUUCGCCUCUUUCGCGAGAAGAAUCGAGACGGGUUUCUGAAGGCGUUCUCGGACCACCCUGAACAUAUUACAAGCGGAAUGUCCCCGUUGCGGACUGUUCUGAAAGAACUCCAGAUUCGCAACGUACAUAUUUAUCCUAGGUUCCAUGUGGAGAUCAAGAAUUCGCUCGACUUGAAGCGACCUGACCUGGUGGAGCUACAUCAGAACAUGACAGAGUAUAUGGCCGAAAUACAUCAUGCGAUUGUUCAAUGCAUGACAACAACUCUUGCGGAAUUGAAGCGCGCCAACACUGCCCUUGACCUUGACGACUUAAACAUAGACAACGCCUAUUUUAGAUCAUUCGACAUGAUCGUGCGCAGAUUGUUGGACCCAGUCUGGCAUAAGGUAGGGCCCCGAACGAAGCAACUGGUUAAUGACCUAGCAACUUUACGACGUCUCCUCACUUUUCUUCUGACGUACGACGCGCUUGCAUUUCACGCUUACCUCGAAACGCUCAUCGCAUCCAACACAACCAAUGAAUCCGGCGCUCCCAGAAAGAACCAGUCGCCUUGGCUGUUGACUGAUGCCGCUAAUGUUAUAUUCCAAUAUGCGAAACGAAGGUGUUAUACUAUAAGUGCAUCCGCUCAGAAAGCACUCAAUACUGCUCCUCCGCAGAUUGAAUUAGACGACGACGAAGAUGCAUGGGCUGCGUUAGACGAGCUCGAGGGUCGGGCGCGUGUUCCAACUCGUUCAGAGGUGCACGGCGCAUCGAACGCACCGGACGGCCCGCAACGACCAAAAUGGCUUCCGGAUGGUAUGGACCCGGUGCUCGAAGAGCUGCCGAAGUGGAACUUGCUUGCAGACGUGCUGCAUGAGAUCGAAGAAGAGAUGAUGAGACUCGAGCCGCGCUUGACAUCCCUAUCUCCCGGAUCCAAUACCACCCUAGUCAUGACUUCCUCUCUGCGUACGUGCGCGCUCGUCAACGAAUUCUUGUCUUCUAUGGACCUAGAUGCACCGCGUGGUGCUCGCGCUCGCGCGAUGAUGGAGAGGAAGCUUAAAACCUAUCUUUGGUUUAAGAGCAACUUUAGCGACCGUAAGCAGACGGGAAAGGGGCAAAACACCACGUCUGAUGGCAAGAAAAAUCGGCCUGAGACUGAUGCUGGCCUUAGCGAGGCGUUGAGGAGGAAAGAUAAGGAGAAACGCGAACGCGCUGCUAAUAGGCGACGCGUAAGAGGAGGGGCUCCUGCUGCGCCCACCACGAGGGAAGGGUCAGAUGCGCAAGCCGGUGAGGAUGUCAUGAUCCAGGAAGCAGAUGAUAUUGCCGCGUUGUAUGCACCCUUCCGCGUUCUUCGGGGAAACGCCGCACCUCAAGGACCAGUCGAAGAAGAUAUCACCCUGCUCGGCUUUGAAUCGGAUUUCGAUGCUCACUAUGGACUGUUGGCUCCUCAACAGACUGUCCUUGUGCGAGCCUAUUCUGAUGAUGCGGACGACCGCAUGCUGCAAGAGAUACAACCUCGCUUCAUUGUCAUGUUCGAGCCAAACCUAGAGUUCGUUCGUCGCAUCGAGGUUCGUCCAAAUGCGUCUGAUUCUAUCCUUAUAUAUGAACGCGUGACGGAGCAGGUAUACCGAAAUUCGAAUCCCGGCUUGGGCGUUCGCGUGUAUUUCAUGAUGUACAGGUACAGCUGCGAAGAGGGCAAGUAUCUUACUGGGUUGCGACGCGAGAAAGAAUCGUUUGAGCGAUUAAUCAAAGAGCGGGGGUCCAUGCUCAUGCCCAUUUUAGAGGAGCGGCGGCCGGGAAGCGGAGAAUCCCUCAUCAAGACCAUCAGCAGUAGGAUCGCUGGUGGCAGGAAGGAGUUAUCUACAGAAACAUCUUGCGUUAUUGUAGACAUGAGAGAAUUUCGAUCAUCUCUACCAUCGCUGUUACACGCCUCCCAACUCCUUGUCAUUCCUGUCACGCUCACUGUCGGCGAUUAUAUCCUAACGCCGGAUAUCUGUGUCGAGCGCAAGAGUAUACCAGAUCUAGUUUCCAGCUUUAACAACGGUCGAUUACACACCCAAUGCGAGCUCAUGUCCGUACAUUACAAGCAGCCUAUCCUGUUGAUUGAAUUCGAAGAGCACAAGUCGUUCUCACUUGAGGCCGUCACGGACGUCAAGUCCUACGCCAAGUCGUCGAAUAAAUAUCCCACCAAGAAGAAAACUGGGACGGCGCCGGAAGACAACGAGCGCGCGUCCGCCAGCAUCCAAGCGAGACUUGUCCUUCUCACGCUGCACUUUCCCCGAAUCCGCAUCAUCUGGUCAUCCUCGCCCUACGCGACCGCAGAAAUCUUCCGCGACCUCAAGUCGAACAGCCCCGAGCCCGAUCCUGCGAAGGCGGUUGUCGUCGGCGCGGAGGAGGACCCGGAGGCGGGCGCAGGCGUCAAUGCAGUCGCGGAGGAGCUCCUGCGGUCGCUGCCCGGCAUCACGGCGAAGAACGUGAAGCAUGUCAUGAGUAAGGUGGGCAGUGUCCGAGAGCUAUGUGAUCUCAACCUGCCGCAAGUGCAAGACAUCCUGGGCGUGGAGCCCGGAAAGGCGUGUUGGGAGUUCAUCCACCGCGGUGAACGAACUCGGCGAAUAGCACAGAUUUGA